Messenger RNA from Lolium perenne, 1149 nucleotides. Lineage: Eukaryota; Viridiplantae; Streptophyta; Magnoliopsida; Poales; Poaceae. The record is from RefSeq and is a predicted model, not a curated record.
AUGGAUUCUGGCAAUGAUGAUACUGAUGAUGAUAUGGAUAUGUAUUAUCUUCUAGCGGCUUCUAUUGCAGAAGAGUGUGAGAAGGCCCCCUAUGCACCCAGAACAUUGCCUUUGAUGACAGGGAUACAAUAUGUCGAACAGAGGAUGAAGAAUCCAAAGAAAUUCUACAAGUGUUUUAGAAUGAGGAGGUCAGUUUUCACAAUGCUGCAUGAUACUCUUGUUGCUAACUAUGGUCUGGAGUCAACUUCUCAGAUGUCCAGCAAAGAAUCACUAGCUCUGUUUCUAUACAUGUUGGGAGCUCCUGGGUCGAAUAGUCAAGCUGCAGACCGGUUUGAGCGUAGUGUUUCUACUGUUAGCAAAAAGUUUCAUCAUGUGCUAGAUUGUGUAGACCGUAUGGCGGGUGAUUAUAUUACACCUAAUGAUCAUACUUUCACCCAAGUACAUGAUAAACUGAAACAACCAAGAUUUUGGCCCCAUUUUAAAGAUGCCAUUGGAGCGAUAGAUGGAACACAUAUUCCUGUCCAAGUUGCGGAGAAGGACAAAAUCAAAUACACUAACAGAAAAGGUUUUACAAGUCAGAAUGUCCCUGCAAUAUGCGAUUUUGACUUGAGGUUCACAUUUGCUGUUCCCGGAUGGCCCGGGUCUGUUCAUGAUACCCGUGUAUGGACUGAUGCUCGGCCUAGGUUCCACAAUUAUCCGCACCCUCCUCAUGGAAAAUACUAUCUUGUUGACUCUGGAUACCCAAAUAGAACUGGUUAUCUUGCUCCUUUCAAAGAGCAGCGGUACCAUGUUCCAGAUUUUCAAGGUGCGCCUCCGCAGAACAUGGAAGAGAAAUUCAACCAUCUUCAUUCGUCUCUACGAAAUGCCACUGAAAGAGCAUUUGGCGUUCUAAAGUUGAAGUGGCGCAUUCUACUUUCUAUAGCACAUUACCACGACCCUCUGACACAAACAAAGAUCAUCACUGCAUGCAUGUGUUUGCAUAACUUCAUCCGAGAUAGCAAGUUGUACGAUGACCAUUUUGACAGGAUGGAGAGAAGCUCAUAUAUCUAUGAGGAUAGCGCGUCUUUUCCUGGUGGACAUGCUUCUUCUUCAUCUGAUGGCGUAAUGGGUGCUCUACGACAAAUUAUUGCUGAAAGUUUGGUUGCUUGA